Molecule: messenger RNA, 1346 nt
Organism: Amoebophrya sp. A25
Lineage: Eukaryota; Dinophyceae; Syndiniales; Amoebophryaceae
Source: the annotation of a GenBank genome assembly
AGUAGAGCAACUCGCGAGGAUGCAGGUAAAGCGAUCCGACAUUUGGAUUAUGUUAAGGCCAAAAGUUUACGUUUAGUUGUUCAGUAGAAAUUAAUCAUACACUUCUAAUUUUCACUACUAGAAGCUCAGCUUACCAGCAAGCUCAGCUACGGGAGUGAUUAUUGCACAAAAAAACAACGAUACUGCAAAGAUGAUAGACGAAGAAGCACGCUAGUGCUGUCCUAAAAUUAUUUGUUGUUAGCCAAUAAUCUCACCCUCCUCACUCCAGUGUGUGCGUUUAUGAUUAGCUUAUCUAACUGCGAGGUAAGUGAAGUUAAAUGGCAGACAAUCUAAACCAGUCACCAUUAUUACGAUAAAUAGUGUGAGCUACUAGGCUUCUACUCCUUCCUCUAAGUACGCUCACGAGGUGUCAAGGUGAAGGGAUAAUUGCUGCAAGUGACUCUGUGUGCGACAGGCUACAUGGGGUAAACGUGGUGUCCUUCCUCGAGGACGACCGGUUCCAAGACCUCGCAGGCACAAAAGCCUGGAAGGUUGAACAAGAUAAGAAGGCACAGCAAGCAAAGAAUAAGGAGGCUGAAAUGGCGGAACAAGAUAAAGUCCUUGCUGGAGGUGGGGCGCGUUAUUUUGCUCCUGGUGCGGGUGCUGGAAGUCGGUCAAAUAGUGCUGGUGCCAAUAAUAUUAAGGCCGAAGAUGAUCUUCAAUAUAGUAGUAGAGUCGUAAGAAAACGCAAAGGUACUAGUGAUGGAGGCGAUGCGACGACUUCUAAGAGCACAAUCACAGUACAGCAUCCUUCGUCAACAUCCAGUGACACUCAGGACAUAAGCACGGCUGAGGCACAACAGGAGCUGAAAACAACAACAACUCCUUCACCCCAAAUGGUGGCACAGCGACAGUUGUUUGCGCCACGCUUGCCUGCAAAUCGACAGUUGUUUGCGCCUCCGCAGCGCCGGCGGCUGCAGGCGACGCGCACAGUGACGGCGAAUGGCAGACGAUAUGCGGUUGUGAAUAAUCGCGUUGGCCCAGCAGCUCCAGGGACGUCGAGGUACGCUACUAGCAUGUCUGGCUUAUCCAACAGUGGCUUUGUGAUUAAGGCUACCGCUCAAGCAUCCUUUGCGCCACCCUUGGCCCUUUUUCUACUUGAAAAGCUGGCCAAGAAGGAUGCAGUGAGGGAUGCUAACGGGGUAGCUCUAAUGUGAGGCCAAAUUUUGGGGGAUCGUCUAGCAGUCACUACAUCUACCAAAGCCCGGCUGGUGUGCACCCUUUCCAACACAGAGCACCUGAGGCGAUUGCACAACAGAGUAGAAACGGUCCGUCGGCCGCCGUCGUUGAGCAAAUUCUUAGGGGAC